Molecule: messenger RNA, 135 nt
Organism: Racocetra persica
Lineage: Eukaryota; Fungi; Glomeromycota; Glomeromycetes; Diversisporales; Gigasporaceae
Source: the annotation of a GenBank genome assembly
GAAUUGACAUCUGUUUUGCUGUAUUAUGGAUGAUUUCAGGCUUUGCCAUUAUUUCUCCAGUAUAUCACGGUAUAAAUUCGUGCGGUAGUGCAAGUCAAUCAGCGCAAGUACUAGGCUGUCAAGCAUAUUUUGCAA